UGACUCCGGACCCUGCUUACCCCCCAUUACCGCUGUGAAACAUUCAUUUUACAUCAGUGCCGCAUAAGGAUUAUGAUUUUAAGUUAUCCAGUUUGUCACCGCAUUUCUAUGGCCAGUCAAGAGUACCAAAUAUUUCGAGCCAGUGGCAAAUCAGACGGGCGGGACGCCUUCAGGGAAUCCUGAUAUUCCGGCAGCUCUUGUAGCCCCCCUGCAAUAAUCACUUAAGACUCUGGCAGAGUUUAUUUGCCUUGUCUUCUCACUACACCGCACUUUUCUCCGGAAUCCACUCGUCUCCUCAGGGAAUAACCCCACACAAUGGUUGGAUUCAAGCCCACCGAUGUCCCUCCCACUGCGGCGGUGAAAUUCAUUGGUGCUGGGACAGCAGCCUGUAUAGCCGACCUAUUCACCUUCCCUCUGGACACCGCCAAGGUCCGACUCCAGAUCCAAGGGGAGUCCAAGGCCGUUCAUAUGAAGACUGCUUCGUACAAGGGAGUCUUUGGGACCAUCUCGACUAUGGUGAAGAUGGAAGGGCCCAAGAGUCUGUACAAUGGUUUGGCUGCCGGCCUGCAGCGUCAGAUGAGCUUUGCCUCCGUCCGUAUUGGCCUGUAUGACUCCGUCAAGCAGUUUUACACCAAAGGAUCCGAACAUGCUGGGAUUGGGAGCAGGCUGGCUGCUGGGUGCACCACGGGUGCUAUGGCAGUGGCAGUGGCCCAGCCCACAGAUGUGGUGAAGGUUCGUUUCCAAGCUCAGGCCAACUCCUCUGCGAACAGACGCUACAAGGGGACAAUGGACGCAUAUCGCACCAUCGCCAGGGAGGAAGGGAUGCGCGGACUCUGGAAAGGUACAGCUCCCAAUAUCACCAGAAACGCAAUUGUCAACUGCACGGAGCUGGUCACUUAUGAUCUCAUUAAAGAUUCCAUCCUGAAAGCCAACAUCAUGACAGAUAAUCUGCCCUGCCACUUCACCUCUGCCUUUGGGGCGGGUUUCUGUACCACUGUGAUUGCGUCUCCAGUCGAUGUAGUGAAGACAAGAUACAUGAACUCUGCCAAGGGCCAAUACACUAGUGCCCUCAACUGUGCUCUCACCAUGUUCAGAAAGGAGGGGCCCCGAGCUUUCUACAAGGGGUUCAUGCCGUCUUUCCUGAGGUUGGGAUCCUGGAAUGUCGUUAUGUUUGUGACUUACGAGCAGCUCAAGAGAGCCAUGAUGUCGGCCCAAAGAUCCCGGGAAGCCCCUUUUUGAUCCUGCUGAGACCCUGUUGAUGAUAAAUGGGGGGGGCUUAUUUAAUUCUCCAGCCUUUGUAGAAUUGUUUACAGUUAGAUUUGUACCACUUUGUUUGUUUGUUGUUUUUUUUUUUUUAACCACUAAUUUCCAGCAACUCCCUGAAGUGCUGGUUUUGGGCAUGACUAGAGCUGGAAGCAGAAGGGCAUUUCUAUUAGGGGUGGAAUUUCUUGCUAAUUGUUACUUUUAAAUGUGGCAUUUUCUUAGUUUUAUUGGCCAAAACAUCCCAAAAGUUCAAGUCUCUUUAAUAAAUGCAAAGAAAGAUUUUAGUUAAAUUUAAAUAAAACAAGUGACCAUACGGCUUACAGGAACAAAGAGACAGGAGUUGCCUGCGCUGGUUCUACUAUUGGUCAAUGAUUGUCUGCAUGAAGAGAUGCAACUCCCAGCCAUCUGCUGCCCAGGAGUGCUGGGAGUUGUUUUUUUCAAUUGUCCCUCUGUUUCAGUGAUACCCAAUUUGAUUGGCUUUUACAUUCCAAACUGACUCCUCUGUUGGCAAUGGCCUCCUGGUUCAUCUGUCCUGGCUGGUGCCCAGUUAAAGGGACAGAUGCAGAAAUAGCUGUAACUUAUAUACAUGUCUGUCUGAGAUAAUUGGGGUGGAGUGUGAAUUUGUGUCAAAAUGUACAACAACCCAAUUGUGGUUGAUGGGCUUUUUUAUUCUGUUUUUAUGGUUUAAAAUAAAGUCACUAACGAGA
Molecule: messenger RNA, 1970 nt
Organism: Xenopus laevis (African clawed frog)
Lineage: Eukaryota; Metazoa; Chordata; Amphibia; Anura; Pipidae
Gene: ucp2.L
Product: uncoupling protein 2 (mitochondrial, proton carrier) L homeolog
Biological process (GO): transmembrane transport; proton transmembrane transport
Cellular component (GO): membrane; mitochondrial inner membrane
Source: RefSeq, marked provisional